AACAGCUUGGAAGUGGCUUUAGUGCCGUUGGUGCCGCUGUGAGGUUCGGCUCUUCUUAUCUGCGCUGCACUUUCUCUCUAUUCGAGUUUGGCUAGCAACAAAAAAGUUUCUCCAGCAGCAUCAUGGGAAUCAGAAAGAAGACCAGCAAAACUCCUCCAGUCCUGAGUCACGAGUUUGUUAUCCAGAACCAUGCAGAUAUUGUGUCGUGUGUGGCCAUGCUCUUCCUGUUGGGACUCAUGUUUGAGAUCACAUCUAAGAUUGCAGUUUUAUUCAUAACUGUGCAAUACAACGUCACGAUAUCAGCAAAUGAAGGUGCAGAGGAGACGCCAGUGAAUUACUUUCACCAUGGCCUGAAGGAUGUAGCCACAGUCUUCUUCUACGUGCUAGUGGCCAUCAUUAUGCAUGCCAUCAUCCAGGAGUACAUCCUCGAUAAAAUCAACAGGAAGAUGCACUUCUCCAAAACCAAGCACAGCAAGUUUAAUGAAUCGGGCCAGCUCAGUGCUUUCUACCUGUUUUCUUGUUUGUGGGGAGCCAGCAUUCUGGUUUCUGAAAAUAUCCUGUCGAACCCGGUCAGUCUGUGGGAAGGCUACCCACACACACUGAUGCCGUUCCAGAUGAAGUUUUACUACAUCUGUCAGUUGGGUUACUGGUUCCACACUCUUCCUGAACUCUACUUCCAAAAGAUCAAAAAAGAGGAUAUUCCCCGCCAGCUGGUUUACAUCAGUCUGUAUGUGGUUCAUAUCGCAGGCGCUUACAUUCUCAAUCUGAACCGUCUGGGCGUGGUGCUGCUUGUCCUCCAUUAUUUCGUCGAGUUGCUCUUCCACGUGUCUCGUAUCUUUUACUUCAGUAACGAGGAGAGACAAGCAGGGUUCUCAGUGUGGGCUGUCCUGUUCGUCCUGGCCCGAUUGUUGACUCUGUCUCUGUCCGUCCUUACUGUGGGGUUCGGUUUAGCCGGAUCUGAACGCCAGGGCCUCGACUUGGAUGAGGGAAACUACAACGUGCUGUUUAUCAGAGUGACCGUCCUGGCUGCCAUCUGUAUCACUCAGGCCUUCAUGAUGUGGAAAUUCAUCAACUUUCAGCUACGGCGGUGGAGAGAACAAGCUCAGACUCUGUCCAUAAAAAAGAAAUCCUCCUCCUCAAAGGGAAAGUCCAGGAAAGCCAACGGCGUAAACGGAUCCCUGAGUGCCAACGGAGCGGAUUCUCCCAGAGCCAGGAAGGACAAAUCAUCCUAAACAGAUCCUGCUGUUAAUUCCUUUUUUCUCUCUUUAUCUUUGUUUCGCGCUCUCUCUCCUGCUUGAUCAUUCCCAGCUCUGCACUUCAAUCUUGCUUUUUUUAAUUGCAUUGCACUGCACAUGAUGAGCAUUUCCCAGCUUUCAUACACCUGAUUACAUUCACCAGUAAGCAUGUGCCAAUAUUAUACUUUGCUGGAACAUUUCUGCUAGUCAGAAAAUCAGUAAGCUACAGUAGAUGCGUAUAGGGAAAGCUGGGAAAUGUGCCGUGCACCAGCUCAGGAACUGCCCUAUAGGCUUUUGUGCGCAAUAGGGAGGCUACUUCAUAACAAAGUGCCCUUUUUAAAGCAGGGUACUGAAUACUGUAUUGCACAGAGCGGUCUGUGUUCAUCACAGGAAGUUGGAUUCUUUUCUUCAUUCUUUCUUGUUGUUCCUUUUUGGUUUUUUUUAUUACUUUCUCUGCCUCUCUGACUGAAAGGGUCCAAAAGCUGCACGCUUUAUGCUGCAUUCUUCAUUUCCCAGGAAUCAUCUGUGCCAGUGCAAAAGGCCAAUAAACACUUCAAGUGCCUGACUAUACCAAAUUUGUAUGGACAUAUAAACAGGUUUAAAAAAUGUGUUAAAAAGUGUGAAUGGUCUGUCAAGUUUUCAAGGCCAACAGUGUAAGUGUUUGUGUGUUUGCGUUUUGUCAAUUUAUUGUUUGCAUUUGCUUAAUUUGUCAUUAUAGUAGUAAUUUGCCACAAUUUUGACCGUUGUAACAUUUUAGAAAGUAUGUUUAAUUUUAUGCCUUCAGUCCUUAUUUGCACUGCAGUGCUGCAUAAGUGAACAGAGGAGCAUGGUUUGGAUCUAGGAAAGUAAUUUGUAAUAAAAAUGUGAUUUAAAAUACAUUGCGAUAGUUUGAUAGAUCUCCACUAUCAUUUUCUUGAGAAUUUAUUUUGUUUUACAAAAAUCCAAACACAUUCAAUAAAAUACAAAUUGGAACAGUUA
This is a messenger RNA of Clarias gariepinus (North African catfish), 2213 nucleotides long. It is a transcript of the gene tram1, whose product is annotated as translocation associated membrane protein 1. Bases 123 to 1232 code for a protein of 369 amino acids. Lineage: Eukaryota; Metazoa; Chordata; Actinopteri; Siluriformes; Clariidae. The transcript is spliced from 11 exons. The record is from RefSeq and is a predicted model, not a curated record. Gene Ontology annotation, cellular component: endoplasmic reticulum membrane. Gene Ontology annotation, biological process: SRP-dependent cotranslational protein targeting to membrane, translocation; protein insertion into ER membrane.